Molecule: messenger RNA, 672 nt
Organism: Penicillium riverlandense
Lineage: Eukaryota; Fungi; Ascomycota; Eurotiomycetes; Eurotiales; Aspergillaceae
Product: VanZ family protein
Exons: 2
Coding region: 1-672 (223 amino acids)
Source: RefSeq, a predicted model, not a curated record
AUGCGCAUUCGCUAUCCAUUCGCAGGUGCUUUCUUUCUCCUGCUCAUGAUAGCUGGAUACCUCGGCCUAUUACCUCAAAGUAGCUCCUCAACAAUAGCUACCCAGCUCCAAACUCACGACAAGUUUCUACAUCUAAUCACCUUCUUCCUGCUCUCGCUCGCGUUCUACUGGAUCAUCGACACCUCGCGCCGGCGCACAGUGAAUCUGACCCUUGUCGUCUGCACGCUCGGCUUAGGCGUCGGGUCGGAGUUUCUACAAGGUCUCCUCCCCAAUGAUCGGGUCUUCGAUCUAUUCGACCUGAUCGCCAAUGUGGUCGGCAGUCUUGGUGCCAUUGGUCUGAGUGGCUGGUACCAUAAACGGAUGCUCGAGCGGCGUCGCAAGAGCCGCUUCGGCCUGAUGGAGGGUGCCACGGACGACGUCGAACUUGGCGUUGGGGUCGGCGGCGAAGGUGCUCGUGACCGCGAAGGGCUGGGCCCGCAGGAGUCUGGCGUCAUGACGCUGGAACAGGAGGUUGAUAACUGGGACGAGAACGCAGUGGACAACUGGGACAGCGAGGAUGGCCCGGCCCCGCCAGAGUCACACUCGGCUACGCCAGCUCACAAGGAGGAGCGCAAGAAUAGCACGCCUGGCGAGGUAUCCGCGGAGACUGGGGCUGGAAAGCGAGCUGACUAG